Messenger RNA from Talaromyces stipitatus ATCC 10500, 1357 nucleotides. RefSeq names its product aldose 1-epimerase, putative. The transcript has 2 exons. Gene Ontology annotation, molecular function: carbohydrate binding; aldose 1-epimerase activity. Gene Ontology annotation, biological process: beta-D-galactose catabolic process via UDP-galactose, Leloir pathway; glucose metabolic process. NCBI's taxonomy places the organism in Eukaryota, Fungi, Ascomycota, Eurotiomycetes, Eurotiales, Trichocomaceae. The record is from RefSeq and is a predicted model, not a curated record. Bases 81 to 1076 code for a protein of 331 amino acids.
GAAGGCAAAACGUGGCCAGAUCCUACGACCUGAAAAUCACAACGUCUACUGCAAAAGGAAAAAAAAGAAAAAAUAGCAAAAUGUCCAAUCCUGACGAGUCAGCGUUCACUUUCCUCCCCCUUGGAGCAAUCAUUCAAGAAUUUAAUGUGGGUGGUACCAACAUUGUCCAAGGCUUCAAGACACAAGAAGACUACAUCAAAUACAACACUCCGUACUUUGGUGCCACAAUCGGACGAGUCGCAAACCGUCUCAAGGAUGGAUUGCUACAAAAUGUGAAUGGGCAAACUUAUUCCUUGGAAAAGACUAAUGCGCCUAAUGCGCUACACGGUGGUUCAAAGGGAUGGGAUAAGAGGAUCUUUGAAGGUCCCAAGGCUGUUAAUCGAAAUGGAAAAGAAGGCCUCUUCUUCAAGUAUUUAAGCAAAGAUGGAGAGGAAGGGUAUCCGGGAACGGUUGAGGUUAGGGUUUGGUAUACCGCAAGUAAGGAAGAUGGCAAAACGGUGUUGGAAACGGAGUAUGAGGCGGAGUUGGUUGGGGAUGAGGUUGAGGAGACUGCGGUUAAUAUUACCAACCACUCAUACUUCAACAUCUCCGGUGGCCCGGAUAUCAGCGGCACAAAAGCCAAGCUAGCAACAGACUGGCAUCUCCCCUUUGACUCGACCGCCAUCCCACUCGGCACAAUCGACCAUUUCUCCAAAAUCAAAGUCGCUGAACCAUUUAUACUCGGCGGCCCCGAUGCCGAGAUUGAUGAUUGCUUCCUUAUCGAAACCGAUCCUUCAAAAGUUCCCCUCGACACUAGACCCCAAGCCUUGCACUUACUAGCAGAAUUCAGCCAUGAUAAUACAAACCUUCAUCUUGAAGUGUAUAGCACUGAGCCAGCUUUCCAGUUCUAUACGGGCAAUUUCAUCGAUGUCCCCGCUGUUAACGGCUUACCUGCUCGUGGGAAAUAUGCGGGGUUCUGUGUUGAGCCUAGUCGGUAUGUGAAUGCGCCAAAUGUACCGGAAUGGAGACAUAUGGCUGUGCUCAAGAAGGGGACGAUUUAUGGGUCGAAAGUUGUGUAUAAGGCGUGGAAGGAGUGAGUUGGUUGUGCGUGCGCCAAUACGAGCUUGUAUGCACGUAUGUAUGCCAGCUACGUACGGAGUAUGUACUGCAGCAUGCAUCAUGUCAUGUAUCCUCUAUGCUCGAGUAUUCUGAACGGGCUAAAUGUACAGUCGUUUGAUGUGAACAUACGUUCGAAACAUGUCCAAUCUCCUAUCUCCUAUAUCCUAUCUCCUAUCUCCGAUCCGGACUUCAUGCAAAUCCCAGGAUACAUGCCGGACCAAUAGUAAAUGAAAUAAAUCCUGGCGGACGUCAGAUCAAG